Messenger RNA from Trichomonas vaginalis G3, 1101 nucleotides. Its product is annotated as GTP binding. Bases 1 to 1101 code for a protein of 366 amino acids. The record is from RefSeq and is a predicted model, not a curated record. Gene Ontology annotation, cellular component: cytoplasm. Gene Ontology annotation, molecular function: GTP binding; GTPase activity. The transcript has a single exon. NCBI's taxonomy places the organism in Eukaryota, Parabasalia, Trichomonadida, Trichomonadidae. Gene Ontology annotation, biological process: cytoplasmic translation.
AUGGGCGUUCAAGAGCGUAUAGCCGACAUCGAGAAGGAGAUGAGCAGGACCCAGAUUAACAAGGCCACUGAGCGCCACUUGGGUCUCCUCAAAGCCCAGCUUGCAAAACUUCGUGCUCAACUUGUCGAAGAAGCAUCAAAAGGUGGCGAUGGUGGUCCACAAUUCGAUGUUGCAAGAACCGGUGAUGCUCGUGUUUGCCUGUUCGGUUUCCCUUCUGUCGGUAAAUCGUCUCUUCUUUGCAAAUUAACAGAUAAACAAUCUGAAAUUGGUGAUUACGAUUUCACAACACUUACAGCUGUACCAGGUAUUCUUCAAGUAAACGGUGUAGAUAUUCAGCUUCUCGAUCUUCCUGGUAUUCUUCAAGGUGCUUCCACUGGCUAUGGUAAAGGUAAGCAAGUUCUUGCUGUCGUUCGCUCCUGCGACCUCAUUGUUUACGUUAUCAAUGCUGCCAAAGCUGAUGUUGAAAUUGAAACUCUUACAAAUGAACUUCAUUCCUUCGGUAUUCGUGUAAAUGAUACUCCACCAAUGGUUGAAAUCACACCAAUGGUUCGUGGUGGUGUUACAAUUGACUGCGUUGUUCCACAAACACACUUAGAUAUUGAAAUGAUGAAAUCAUUAGCUACAGCCAACAGAUUUAGAUCCGGCCAUAUUAGAAUUACAGAAGACGUUACAAUUGAUAGAUUUAUUGAUGCAUUUAACAUCAAGAAUUUGAGAUAUAUCCCAGCCAUGUUUGUUUACAACAAAGUUGACACACUUACAAUCGAAGAAAUCGAUCGUCUUGCCCGCCUUCCAAAGUCUGUCGUUACAUCUGUCAUCUACGACCUCGGCCUCGACUCAAUCAAGCAAAAGAUCUUCAAUGAGCUCAAUAUUUGCAGAGUUUACACAAAGCCACCUGGUGAUAAGCCAGACUUCGGAAAGGCUGUUCUUCUCCGUAAAGGACAGACAGUUCGCGAUCUUUGCAACGCAAUUCACAAAGAUCUCGUAGAUAACUUCAAAGGCGCUGUUGUUUGGGGAAGAAGUUGCAAGAGACCAGGCCAAAUCGUUGGUCUUUCUCAUGUCCUCGAAGAUGAAGAUGUUGCUUGUAUCAAGACUGGUAAGUAA